Messenger RNA from Ylistrum balloti, 4468 nucleotides. RefSeq names its product basic phospholipase A2 caudoxin-like. Gene Ontology annotation, molecular function: calcium ion binding; phospholipid binding. Gene Ontology annotation, biological process: phospholipid metabolic process; arachidonate secretion; lipid catabolic process. Lineage: Eukaryota; Metazoa; Mollusca; Bivalvia; Pectinida; Pectinidae. The transcript is spliced from 5 exons. Bases 80 to 568 code for a protein of 162 amino acids. The record is from RefSeq and is a predicted model, not a curated record.
UUAACGUUGACGGUGGGCUACCAUUCGGGACUAGGGCACAAGGAAAGAGAUUUGUUAGUGACUGUCACUUCCAAAGAAAAUGAAGAAAAAAAUACACUUGGCACUUUGCUGUACAGCUGUCAUCCUGGUGAUUAUCACUUGUGUUGGAGGUGCUCCAAGGGAAAAGCGUGAUCUGCUGCAGCUGGUGGAACUACUUGAAGAGAUGACCAAUAAGAGUGGGUUAGACUUCAAUAACUAUGGUUGUUACUGUGGCUGGGGAGGUAAAGGUGCCCCUGUGGAUGCUGUUGAUAGGUGCUGUAUGCUGCAUGACAACUGUUAUGGUGUAGUAGAUGCUUGUUACCCAAAGUGGAUACAUUACAAGUAUGAGUUUGCAUCCCAUCCAGAGAGAGUCUUACAUUGUCAAGACAAAAAGGAAACCUGUUACAAGAAGACCUGUGAGUGUGAUGCAGCCCUGGCCACGUGUGUAUCUAAAGCUCAGUACCACUCCAGAAAUAAGGAUAUGUCGCAGGUUUCCUGUUACAAAACCAAGGCACCACCAGUCCCUAAAAAUCCCUUCACAAAACUGUAAUAUCUCAACCAAUCUCUGACAACCCCUUCACUCAUCUGCAACAUUCCUGUCAAUUCUCAUCAACUUUCUACCAAACUGGCAAAUUCAAAUUAUCCCACACCUAACCUUUUAUGAAAUUGUAAUGGUUCGUUAAUAUCCCCAAAACUCUUCCAUGAACUGUAAUAUCUCAGAUUGGCAGAUUAUUACAUAUCAGAGUUAGAGAGAAUGCCAGGAUGUUCCUCAGGAAUACAUAUUAAAGAUAGCAGAGUUAAAAUUCUCCGAAGAAGCGGUGUCAGCACAUAUAAUUAGGUUUUUAUAUAAAACUUUAUCAAAACCAUUAGAUGCAAUAAAGAGAAAAAAUAUUCUUCUACUUUCAAAAGAGUGAUAUUAUUAACCAGACUCUGUAAAUACAGUGUUGUACUAGAGAAUCUUGUUGGUAUUUAAUUCUUGUGAUAAAAUUACUUGAUUCACUUCUCAGUAAUUUGUAAUGUACUUCCAUGUGUUUGUGCUGUACUUAAUUUUUGAAUGUCCUCAUCACCAUUCAUUAGGGACUAUUUGAGGGAAUGAGAUGUUAAUGAAACAAGAAAAAUUUUAUUGUUAUAAUGGUUGAAACUGUUUAUGAUUUCAUUAUUUGUUUGAAAAGCAAUAGUACAAAUAUUUUUAUAAGAUGAGCUGAGUAUAGUAAGUUUAAUGAUUUCUGUACCCACAUAAAUACAUGGUAAGUCUUCACACACUCGCACUCUUCAAAGAAAAGGACAGAUGAUUAUUUGAUUAUUUUAGACAAUCCUGCUUUAUUUUCCAUGUGAUUACUUUACUUAGUAUGAAUGGAUUUCUAUAAAAUUUGGUUUGUAUGGGUAUUUUACAAUCCCUUAGCCGGAAUCUGACUACUGCUGUCAUUCAUUGACAUUGAUGCAAAAUUAAUCGGUUUCCGUCCGAUAACCUCACUUGAUAUGAAUAUAUUUGAUCAGAUUUGAUUAGUAAGUGACUAUUUGUCAUUUGUUGAUGUGUAUGCAUAAUUAAUUAGGAACUUCACUCCUGAUUGGCUAAUUGGUUUUUAUGUGUUUCCAUGCAUUAAAUUAGCUUGGAACUUCCCGUUAUUACACCUCAGAUUAAUAACCAGUUUACAUUAUACAUGAAGUAUAUAUAUGUGUCCAGAGGAUUCAGAAAAUUAUAUAGUAAUACUUGUAUCAAUAUAUAUAUGAUGUUGAAUAUCCCUAAGUGCUUUUAUUUACUGUAUAAUGUUAAUAAGGUUCUUGGUUCAACCUUCUUAACAAAUAAUUUUGAUUUUGAAAGAAGUGGGUAUAUAAAUUGUAUUAAGAUAUAUACACAGCUAUAUUAGUGAAAAAAUAUAUUCGUUGUAAGUUUUUAAUAAUUCAACUUACAUAAAGAAAUUAUCAGUCUUUGUUAAUUCAUAAUUCUUUACACAGAAUUCACUCUACUGCACAAAUAUAUGGAUCUUGGGAUCUAGAUUUUGUGCCUACUUCUUGUGACAAAAAUUGGUGGUCAUUUUGUUGUAAUUUACUUGCGUAUCAAAAGCUGACAACAUGUAUUAGAACAUGUUUUUUAGAAAUGAGAACUUGGUAGCAGUUGUAAAAUCUUUCACAUCUUCUAAAUCCAAGGGUUUUAAUUUAUCAUGGUAAAGUUUAACAAUCAUCGUCAUUGGUUCCAGACAUAAAGAAAUAAAAAUCCCCUGUCAUGUCAGAGCUGCACAGUAUCACAAAUGAAAAAACUGACAGUUUAAAUAUUUAUGCUACCAUUUUAACCCAAUCACAUGUAGAGAUGAAUGUUAAGUCAGUUAAAUGGUUUUAUCUGUUAGAUUGCUUGCACAGAGCCUUUGAUUUUGGCACUAUCUUCAAACAUUGUAGAGACAAGGAAUCACGGUUGUAGUAUUUUGAGAGUGAAAUUCUUGGAACUUGAAGGGACCUGGUAAGAAAAAAAAUGUAAUAUUAAAAUCUGACAUAUCUCUCUCUAAUGAUCUGUAUAUGUACUGUUCAGAAUUUCAGCUAAUAUCUACUGGGCUUAAAGGAUCUUAGAUCUCUCUUACAAUUUUUUCUGUAUUUUGAGAAUAUGAAUAUACAUCAGAUGUUGGUUUAGUUUAUUUAUAUGAUGGGUACAUGAUACAAUACUUUAUAUAUCAUCAUUGAUGAGAGUUACAGGACCCUGUAGAUGAAUAGUAUGUGAUAUUAACAUUGUCUACAUCUCACAGCAAUGCCCUGAAACUUACACAGGAAUCUCACAUUUAUAGUUACAGUUAAUUGGUGCAUAUUUAACCGUGUUUUAAAAUAUUUUUGAUAAAAUAGUUGUUUAUAUAAUGUUGAUUUUGUACUUAAAGAUCUUGCUAGGAAGCACUUUAUAUUUGGUGAGUUUUAGAUCACAUUCACGUUAUUUGUGGAGAUGGCUUUCUUUCAUUUUUUUGGUCUUAGUACUUAUAUUUUUAAGUAAAAAAUUUUUUAUAAUUUCAUCUGAUUUGAACGUGUCUAAUGCCACAGUUGUACCGCAAAGUACAAUAUAUGUACAUACUAGCAAACUUUAGUGGUAGAAAUGGGUCACUACUGAAAAGUAUAUGAUUUUUUUAACAUCAUUUUAUAUUUGAACAUUUUUGGCUUGGAUUUGAUCAUUUGAUUUGUGUACAUUUUUUUGGUUUUUUUUAUUUGUGUGAAUGACUAAGAGCCACAACAGUUGUAAUCAUGUUGUAUAUUUUACAACAGAAUGGAUUGUACAUGUAGAUGCUGUCUGAAUAUUGUACAACAGAAUGGAUGUACAUGUAAAUGUUAUCUGAAUAUUGUAUAACAGAAUGGUUUGUACAUAACAUUAUCUAUAUUGUUGAGUUUUUCAAUGCUGGCAGCAUUUCUUCUGGCUAUUCAAAGUAUUAAAAUUGUAAAUAAGAUUUCAUACUGCAGAUAUCAAUACAUAUUACGAGUUGUAACAAAGUUCUGGUCUUUAUUUUCAUAUUUACAAUUGUUUAUAACAAAUUUUAAAUUUUUAGUGGUUUGUUUGACAAGUUAAUUUCAUUAUCAUUCAUAAAAAUGGCAAUAAUAUUUAUCUUUGCAAUUAUACUUGAUACCUUUGAUUGUUUGCAUUACAAGUAAAGAUGAAUUAAAAACAUUGAUGUUGUAAGAAGGCAUGUUUCAGCAGUGAAAUUAAUAGUUCUGUACGGGUAAAAUAAAAACAAAACUUAAAAAUAUAGUAUUGUUCUGAUAAUUUGGACAAAAAUUAAAACUUGUAAUGCAAACAUGAAAAUGAUUUUUGUGGGGCUUGACUAUGAAAUCAAAGGGAGCUAAUGCUUAAUGGUUUUGGGUAUUGGUCUGGAUUUGUUUGGUUGCUAUGAAAAAGAUGAAGGAAUUGAGCAAAUAGUUUUUUGGUUUUUUUUACCUUUUCCUUUUGAACUACCAGAACAAUUAAGUUUAUAUCAAUGACAGGUCUUUUACCAUAUUGAUGAUUGUUUUAAAUUUGAAUUUUAAUACCAUAUUCAAUUUUAAUUAAAUUAGUAUUAUAUUUAGUUUAUUUUAUAUCAAAAGUGCACUACGAUUGAAAUAAAAUUUUAUCCCACCUGGAAUUAAAACUUUGAUAAAACUUUGAUAAAACUUUGUCCCACCUGUAUUUUAAAAUUUAAAUAUGAUUUAAAUGAAAAUUAAUUGUCUGCCUUAUAAAUUUUUACUAUGAAUGAAUUAAGAUUUUGUCCCUACUGUAUUGAUUUUUUUACUACGAUUUAAAUAAAAAAUUUCCCCACCUAUGGUUUGGAGUUGGACAGAAUUUUAUAUGUUUAAUUUUAGGCUAAUGGUUUAUGUGGUAGAGUUUCAGUCCACCUAUCAGAUCAAGGUAAAAUUGCUGUUUGGGAUAUUUUAAUUUCAGGUUUGAUGUUCCUGUUUUUUCUUGAAUUAUUUUUAUACAGAUUCAAAAUAAACUUUCUUUUCUUUCAAA